This is a messenger RNA of Sinocyclocheilus anshuiensis, 364 nucleotides long. RefSeq names its product dnaJ homolog subfamily C member 13-like. Gene Ontology annotation, biological process: regulation of early endosome to late endosome transport; endosome organization; receptor-mediated endocytosis. The annotation marks the transcript as partial. The transcript has 3 exons. The record is from RefSeq and is a predicted model, not a curated record. Gene Ontology annotation, cellular component: endosome membrane. NCBI's taxonomy places the organism in Eukaryota, Metazoa, Chordata, Actinopteri, Cypriniformes, Cyprinidae.
AUUGUAAUUUUGCAGAUGCAGUGUUCAGAUUUAACAGCAACAUCUCUUACAGUGGAGUAAUACACGCCGUCACUCAAGACGGUCUUUUCUCAGAGAACAAAGAGAAACUGAUCAGCAAUGCCAUCCUGGCGCUCUUAUCUCAAGAUGUGGAGCUGCCGGGGCCCAACUCUGAGCUGGAGGCCCAGUUCCAGGCCCUCAGGCGUCUGGUGGCGUCCAAAGCCGGAUUCCAGGCCUUCACACAGCUGCCAAAGUCUGGUCCCAUGGGUGGACUCGAAGCCGCAAUGUAAAUAUUAGUCCAUAUAUCUCAGUGUGCCCCUUUUCUUUCUCAUUUCUGUCCAUCUGUCCCUCCUUUGGGUUAGUCUGA